This is a messenger RNA of Metarhizium acridum CQMa 102, 1140 nucleotides long. RefSeq lists its product as uncharacterized. NCBI's taxonomy places the organism in Eukaryota, Fungi, Ascomycota, Sordariomycetes, Hypocreales, Clavicipitaceae. The record is from RefSeq and is a predicted model, not a curated record.
AUGUCGCCCAUCACUCCUUCCCAGCCGAGCCCGGCGCAGCAGGCGGCGAACAAGGCCGUAGGCAUUGAGGAAUACACACUCUGUGCGAUUGGUAUCGUGGUGACGAUAAUCCGGCUGUGCGCCCGGGCUACGGCCGUGGGUUGGAAAGGCCUCCGAGGAGACGACUACUUGGUCGUGGUGGCAGUGGUCUUCUACGCCGUCAUGACGACGCUUUCAUCGUGUCUCGGCGGCAUCGCGGGGGGGCAUACAAACGCCGGCCUGACGGACGACGAGCGAGCGGCAAUUCUACCCGACAGUCUCGAGUUUCAACAACGGGUGAUUGGCUCCAAGUUGCAGAUUGGCGGCUGGCUGAGCUAUUUGGCGUGUCUCUGGACGCUGAAAGCGUCGCUGUUGGUCUUGUACCUUCGGUUGACGAGAGAUCUUGGGCGGCACUACGUCGUGCGCGUUUAUAUUGGCUUUGGCCUGCUUGUUGCCAGCUGGGUCGCCGUGCUGGCAAACCUCUUCCUCGCCUGCCGACCCUUCAACAAGUAUUGGCAGAUUGAACCAGAUCCCGGCAAUAUCUGUCAGCCUACCGUGUCCCGCCACAUCGUCUGGGUCAACCUGUCGCUCAAUGUACUUACCGACUUCUAUCUCAUCUCCAUACCGGUCCCCUUGCUUUGGCAAUCGUCCAUGAGAACCCUCAAGAAAGUAGGGCUCAUGGUGCUAUUCAGCGGAGGCUUGCUCGUUGCCCUCUGCGCCAUUCUUCGUUCCAGCCUGGUUUUCAACCAUCCCCCCAGCCGCGGCGCGCGGCUUGCAUGUCUGUGGGCUGCUCGAGAAGUCUUCGUCGCGGUUGUCACGACCAACCUCCCCAUCGUGUUUCCGCGCUUGGUGCAUUGGCUCGCGCCAGUCUUUGGCUCGAUACUGUCGCUGGGCUCCCAGAAGAUGGAAAAAGUACCAACUGGCGUUCGGACGGUGGGCGGUGGCGGUGGAAAAGGCCCGAGCUGGCUUGGCCGUGGCCCGCCGACUCCAAACCCCAUCACGAACCUGACCUUGACAUCGAGCGAGGCGGAGAGCAUCGACUCCACCGAUUUGAAGGCUCUCGACGCCACAUGCCUGCCAAGCUCAGAACGCAAGUCGAUGGAUUCAUCGUCCAAAGGCUGA